Messenger RNA from Rhincodon typus (whale shark), 4450 nucleotides. Its product is annotated as transcription initiation factor TFIID subunit 4-like. Gene Ontology annotation, cellular component: transcription factor TFIID complex. Lineage: Eukaryota; Metazoa; Chordata; Chondrichthyes; Orectolobiformes; Rhincodontidae. Gene Ontology annotation, molecular function: protein heterodimerization activity; DNA binding; RNA polymerase II general transcription initiation factor activity. The transcript is spliced from 13 exons. Gene Ontology annotation, biological process: transcription initiation at RNA polymerase II promoter; DNA-templated transcription. The record is from RefSeq and is a predicted model, not a curated record. Bases 8 to 3001 code for a protein of 997 amino acids.
CCUUAAGAUGGCGGCGGGGGCUUCAGAUCUGUUGGACGAUGUGUUCUUCUCAGACGUGGAUGAGAAAGUGGUGAGCGACUUAGUCGGCUCCCUGGAGUCCCAGUUGGCGGCUACGGGCCAUAACGCGGCGGACCAGGCCGGAAUAAGGGCGCAGGUGGUGAAUAAUCACGUGGAAAACACACCCGGGAUGGUGAGCAAUAAUGUUGAGCUGCAAACAGCAGAGAACAAAAUGGGACUGGCAGGAGCUGAGGUUUCCACCGCAGCCAAAAUCAAAGUGGACGAGAGCUCCGAGGGUAAAAACGCACAGAUUAAUUCGCAGAACACAUUUGGCAGUGGGGUAUUGCCCUGUACGACGGCGGGGAGUGGGGCACAGCAAAGUGUUGUUAUCAAUAAUGCAAGGUCCCAGGCUCCAGGAGUGGAACAGGAGCAGAGUACAGCGGCGGUAGCGGCAGUGACAGGAUCAUCAGAAACAUCAGCUUCAGGCAGCAUCGGUCAAGGAAAAUCGGUGGUAAUAAGUGCAAUGGCAACCCCAGUGUCCAACCAUGUGAAAACUGUCACCUCCAACGUACAAACUCUUAAUGGGAAUAAUGGAAUGGCGAUAAACUCUCACAAUGCAGGAAAUGCCACCACUUUCACUUGUUCAGCAGCUGCAACUACCUUGCCAGCUGUUACGGUGGUCAAUAAUGGACCUGGAUCUGUUGUAAAAAACACAGUUAAUACAGGGUUGCCAGCGGUGUCUUUGCCAGUCUCUAGUUCUGCCUACACUGUUAUUCAAACAUCUUUUGUCAGCACGCAGAAUGUUCCUUCAACUGUUGUUUCAUCACAGGCAGCAGGACCCACAGUGACAUUGGUGAGACCACCAGCGCACAGUGGCCCAGUUCUGCCAGUUGCAUCGACGCCGAAUGGUAGUAGUACUAUAUUGAACUCAACAGUUAGUGUAACUAACUUGUCAGCGCCUAGUGGCACUGGAACUCCCCAUCAGACUUCACUUCUGACUUUAAACAGUCAGGCUUCUAGUUUGUCAAGUAACGCUUCUUUGUCCACUGGUGGACAGGUUAUCAAAUCUGAGUUACAGCCCAAAACAAUUAUACAGACACCACAACAGACUCUCAGUGCAGGAAUAUUGACAUCAACAACUGGUAGUGCGGUGACCACUAUAAACAAUCAAUCAAACACAAGUACUAUGGUAAUAGGUCAGACGAUACAAAGUGGGCUUCAGAAUGUGGCAUCCAAUCCUGGCGGAAUUUCCACUCAGUCAGUUGGUACACCAGUUGGAAUGGGCAAAGGAACCAUUAAUACAAUUGCCCAAACUAUGGCAAGGACAGCAGCAGUGAACACUGGCCCAAGGACAACAAUAACGCCACAAGUUAUAGCUCCCCGUCUCCCUCAACCCCAACAGCAUCAACCAAACAUUCAAAAUAUUCAAAUUCCCCCAGCUUCUGCUACUCAUGAAGAUCUAAUGUACAGGAGACUAUUCACCUUCACAUUGAAACAGUUGACAGCCACUCUGUACAUUUCAGAAACCAUGGAAAAUGUGAAGAAGUGCAAGAACUUUCUGUCUACGCUGAUCAAACUAGCUUCAAGUGGUAAACAGUCAACAGAAACAGCUGCCAAUGUUAAAGAACUUGUGCAAAACUUAUUGGAUGGAAAAAUUGAAGCAGAAGACUUCACGAGCCGGUUAUAUAGGGAGCUCAACUCCUCACCUCAACCCUAUCUCGUGCCUUUCCUGAAGCGGAGUUUGCCAGCCUUGCGCCAACUCACUCAAGACUCGCAAGCUUUUAUUCAGCAAAGUCAACAGCAAUCCUCAACUCAGACUACAACAGCAUUGACAGCAGUGGUACUGGGAAAUACUGUUCAACAGCGACCAGUAGUGCGGACAACAACUGCUACAGCUACAGUAACUAGCACCCUCCAACAUCCUGUGCUAAGUUUGACACAGCCUGGACAAUCGGUGCAAACUGGCAAGGUUGUUCAACAGCAGCAAGGAACAGUCGUCAGGCCGCAGGUAACACUGACUCAAACACCCAUGGUGACACUUCGACAACCUCAGAACCGCAUCAUGCUGACCGGCUCUUCACAGGUGCAAUUGAAGCAACUUCAAACAGUUCCUGUUAUGAAACAGACAGUGGUGCCAGGAACUAAAGCUGGUUUGACUUACUCUGUCCAGACUUCUGUUGUUCAAAAAAAUAAACUUAAAGAAGCAGCAGCAGCAAGUGGCUCUUUCAGGGAUGAUGAUGAUAUUAAUGAUGUGGCGUCUAUGGCCGGAGUUAACCUUUCAGAAGAAAGUGCACGCAUUUUGGCAACAAAUUCAGAACUGGUGGGGACUCUGACGAGAUCGUGUAAAGAUGAGGCAUUCCUGUUUGCUGCACCGUUGCACAGAAGAAUGUUAGAAAUAGGUAAAAAACAUGGAAUUACUGACGUUCAUCCUGAUGUAGUAAAUUUUGUAUCACAUGCAACCCAACAACGAUUACAAACACUUGUAGAAAAAAUAUCUGAAGUUGCACAACAGAGAAACAUUUCGUACAAGGAGGACGACAGGUAUGAGCAGUUAAAUGAUGUAAAGUCACAGCUCAAGUUCUUUGAACAACUAGAUCAAAUAGAAAAGCAGAGAAAAGAUGAACAAGAAAGAGAAAUUUUAAUGCGAGCAGCAAAGUCUCGCUCCAGACAAGAGGACCCAGAGCAACUUAGGCUAAAACAAAAGGCCAAAGAGAUGCAACAACAGGAAUUGGCUCAGAUGAGGCAGAGGGAAGCCAAUUUAACUGCAUUAGCAGCCAUUGGCCCCAGAAAGAAGCGGAAGGUUGAUUCACCAGGACCUGGGAUUGGAGCUGGGACAGAGGGACCCAGUACAGGCGGGACAGCAGGAGCCUCUGGAGUUGGAACACCUAGACAGUUCACACGGCAACGAAUAACAAGAGUCAACCUCAGGGACCUUAUCUUCUGCUUGGAGAAUGAGCGUGAGACAAGCCAUUCACUAAUGCUGUACCGUGCAUUCCUUAAAUAAACGUCCUGGGUUGAUUUGUUUUGUUUUUGACCAAGACAACCUUCUGCCCUGUCUUUUUCUUUGCAGUUUUUGGUGGGGGGACAGAGGUAAGGAAAGGAAGAUAGAGCGAUGGAGAACAGCUGGAACGCUAGAAGUGGGAGAAUGUUUUAAUGUUCAACCUUACAUUAACUCUAUGUUUUUAAAGUUUUGAAUUUUAGUUAGAAAAAUGAAUACAGCGAGACCUGUGGAUACUUUAUUUAUAAAAUAAAAAAGUCUGAUCACUUCUCGUCUCCUGACUGAGUGGCCUUCUUGCCAAACAAGCCAUAUUUAAAAACUGAUUCUGAUUUCACCAGUGUAUAAUUUGCCAACUUUUUGGCAGAUUAGUAGCAACUUGAAACAUUUAAGUAUUCUGUUUUUGAAUCAUUUGGCUUAAAAGACUUUGAAUUGUAUGGGUCUGAAGCUAACAACCUUGGAUUAUUUUACCUUCAAGGACAUGGAGCAAAAAAACAUUUUCAUUAUUGUAUUUUUUAUCCACUUUUCAUUGUUUCCAUUCUUUUGCUGUACUUUUCUCAAUUAGCUUUUGUAAAUGUAUGGUUUGUGAAGAGUUAGGAGAGUUUGUUCAGUGGUAACUCUGCAGUUCUCACCAUGUGAUUUGCAUGUCAGAGGCUUUCCCUGGAAGCCUUUAAGAAGGGUUUCUUUUGUGAAUGUUGUAGGGCAUUUGUAAAAAGAAAAAGAUGCUUUUUUUUAUUUGAUACAAUACAUGAUGCCGUAAAGGAUUUAAAAAAUAACUUUUCUGCAUAAAUAUACAUUACUUGCACUGUGUUGGCUACCUAGCUAAUGUAAAACUUUAGUUAAAAAAAAAUCUAAGAAAUGGUGAAUUGUGAAAGGAUUGUUACUUGGUAUGAAUCACGUGUAGAAAACAAUUUGCUGGUGUCUAUCAGUGAGCUAAUAAUUUGUACAUAAUUUUGGCACAUAACAUAAAUUGCUAUGUAAACCGUAAUUAUUUUGGUAAAAAGACUGUAUGCAAGCUAUGGACCUACUUAAUGGUAACCAGAGCAAUGUCCCUUCUUUGUAUCUAUUUUUUUAUAAAAAAAAUACUAAAUUUUUCUUUAUAUUUUCAGAGGUUAUUGUAUUAAAUGAUUGUCUAUCAAUAGGACAUUAUGAUUGUAAAUACUUUUGCUUUCUUUGUGUGUAAUUUUAUGUUGUUAAAAGAAACAUUUAAGAUGCUAUUAAGCUGAUGAGUUCUGUGUGUAAACUGAAAACUAAUCAGUAUUUUUACCAAUGCCUGAAAACUGUUACACCCUUGGUCUUUUACAAAUCCUGUCUUUCCAUUUUUCAUGUAAAUUUUGCACAGUUACUUGUUAAUAUGUAAAUAUUUUACUUUCAAAAAAGGAAGUUUUUAAUUACUAUUGUUUUAUAUAGGAUUGAAAGAGAAUUAACUCCUUUAUUAAAACAAUGAAUUUAUCUGUA